Seriola aureovittata is the source of this 3765-nucleotide messenger RNA. RefSeq names its product C-terminal binding protein 2a (gene ctbp2a). Gene Ontology annotation, molecular function: NAD binding; oxidoreductase activity, acting on the CH-OH group of donors, NAD or NADP as acceptor; transcription corepressor activity. The coding region runs from base 902 to 2212 and encodes 436 amino acids. The record is from RefSeq and is a predicted model, not a curated record. Lineage: Eukaryota; Metazoa; Chordata; Actinopteri; Carangiformes; Carangidae. The transcript has 9 exons.
GGUCGGAGAGAAUGGAAGAGGGAGUCGUACGUGUGCCAGGAGCGCUGCACCUCUCGCUGUGACUAGUGCUCUUCAAGGAUUUUACCCCCCCCCCCUUCUCUUUCGUCUCUUUUAUUUACCUCCCUCUGUUAUUUUCUCCUGCAUAGCUGUGGCACUGGCUUGUUUUUUCUGUCUUUUUUCCUCUUUUCCAUUCCUCCCCCCCACAACCACCCCUUCCCCUCUUUCUCUCUCUCUCACUCUCUCUCUCUCUCUCUCUGUCUUUCUGUGACUUGCAACAAAAGGCUGACGGAGUGAGCCUGACGUCUGAAUGAAUAGCCCAAACCUGCCGUGAAGGGAGAGAAGAGCGAGACGGAGCAGGAAAGGGGAGGCUGAGGAGAAAAGAUACAAGUGAUCUGGCUGAAGAGGCGGAAAAGAGGAGAGCGCAGAGAAGUGUUGAUUGCUGGCUGAAGACGAAUAGAGAUCCAAAAAAUAUUUUUUCCUCCCCGUCUUUGGAGAUUAAAGGAGUUGAAGGCACCGCUUUAACCGCACAGGCUGGUGACGAUCGUAGUUCUCGCUCCCCCGUCCUCCCCCUCAGCUGCUGCCCUCUUGUGCCACCUUCCAUUUUUUUUCCCCCACUCUGAAGAGUACCAGUCGUCUGAGAAAAAGAAAUGGAGCUUCUGGGGGUGAGGUGACGAAGGAGGACAGAUUUGGAAACAAGCAGCGGGAGAGCAAGUGAAGACAGCGAAGGAAGGAAGACAAGAGCGAGAGGGAGGGAGGGAGGCUGGAGGAGGAGGUAGAGAGGAGACAAGAGGAUAACCCCGGGGCAUACUGUGUGAGAAUCCCCCAACGCCCACUUUUUCUUUUUUUUUUGUGUCCCUCUCCACUACAUUUCCUCUGCCAUGUGCAGCUCCUGAUUUGAAGAAUGUGGAGACAGCAUUUCCCAGGUAUUCGGCCCCAGAUUAUGAAUGGGCCUAUGCACCCGCGCCCUCUGGUGGCGCUGCUGGAUGGGCGCGACUGCACCGUGGAGAUGCCCAUCCUCAAAGACCUGGCCACUGUGGCUUUCUGUGAUGCCCAGUCCACACAGGAGAUACAUGAAAAGGUGCUGAAUGAGGCAGUAGGAGCCAUGAUGUACCACACCAUCACCCUGACCAGAGAGGACCUGGAGAAAUUCAAGGCGCUGCGCAUCAUCAUCCGCAUCGGCAGCGGCUACGACAACAUCGACAUCAAGGCUGCCGGGGAGCUCGGCAUUGCGGUGUGUAAUAUUCCCUCAGCGGCUGUAGAAGAAACAGCAGACUCAACACUUUGUCACAUCCUCAACCUGUAUCGACGAAACACCUGGCUGUACCAGGCCCUCCGGGAGGGCACGCGGGUCCAGAGCGUGGAGCAGAUCCGGGAGGUGGCGUCGGGGGCAGCCAGGAUCCGAGGAGAGACGCUUGGUCUCAUCGGCUUUGGUCGCUCAGGCCAGGCGGUGGCGAUGCGGGCCAAGGCGUUUGGAUUCAACGUGAUCUUCUACGACCCCUACCUCCAGGACGGCUUGGAGCGCUCGCUGGGCGUUCAGCGAGUCUACACGCUCCAGGACCUGCUCUACCAGAGCGACUGCGUCUCCCUGCACUGCAACCUGAACGAACACAACCACCACCUCAUCAACGACUUCACCAUCAAACAGAUGCGUCAAGGUGCUUUCCUGGUCAAUUCGGCACGGGGAGGUCUAGUGGAUGAGAAAGCUUUGGCCCAGGCCUUGAAAGAAGGCAGGAUACGGGGAGCCGCCCUGGACGUCCAUGAGUCAGAGCCUUUCAGUUUUUCACAAGGUCCUCUGAAAGAUGCCCCCAACUUGAUCUGCACACCCCACACCGCCUGGUACAGCGAGCAGGCGUCACUGGAGAUGAGAGAGGCCGCUGCCACGGAAAUACGCAGAGCCAUCACUGGCCGUAUCCCAGACAGCCUCCGAAACUGCGUCAACAAAGAGUUCUUUGUCACCACGGCACCCUGGGGAGUGAUGGAGCAGCAGCAACCUCAAGUUCACCCUGAGAUCAACGGUGCUGCAUACAGAUUCCCUCCUGGUGUGGUGGGCGUCGCCCCCGGUGGAAUUCCUGGACCUAUGGAGGGGUUGGUGCCCGGGGGUGUUCCCAUCACCCACACCUUGCCCCCUGGUACCCAUCCGUCACAGGCCACUUCCCCCAGCCAACCCUCCAAACAUGGCGACCCCAUGAGAGAGCACAUGACUGAGCCGUAGGACUGCUGCUGCUGCUGCUGUUGCAACUGAGCAGGGGGCUAAAAAACCUCAGCGACCUACCAACUCAACCAUCCAACUGUACGCUUGACUUCAGCCAUCUGAACCUACCAGCAGACUGCCUGCCGGGCAACGUUUCACACUUUUUCUUUUUUGUAUGAAACCACUAAGCCCAAGUGAGGACAGUGGAUGUUAACACACACAUGAGCUGCCACACUGAGAUGGGACUGACCAUCAAACUCAUGCGCCGAAAAAUCCAAAACCUCUCCUCCCCUCAUAUCUGUUCUUGUCCCUGAUUGAUUUAAGUGAUCCUUUUGUUUUUAUCUUUAUUUUUGAGCAUAUUUUAGAGCGAUUCCUCCUGACGUCUGGGACACGUUGACACUUCCGCGUGCAGGAUGGAAAUCUGCCCUCCCUGUUUAAAGUAAAGCUUGAAAGGACAGUGACUUCAUCAAGCCUCCUUUUUCCCUCCUUCCUCCACAAUUUCACCCAUUUCAGCACAAAAACAUGUCUUGUGUUAUUUUGUUUUUGUUUUUUUUUGUUUUUUUUACUUCUGUUUAUCCUAUAUUCUGUGUUUCUGUUGCAAGUGAAUAUCUGUUUUUCUGUUCUUCAGUGUGUGAAAAUGAAUGGAUUUACAGUUACACGUAUGUUAUAGCAGACAAGAAAAGUCAGCUGAUGACAACAGCAGCAUCUGCUGUCUCCAUCAGAAAUCUGGACUCUCGCAUCUUUGCUCUUUCCUGAUCCUGAUCGUCGUGGCUGGUGGCCCCUGAAUGUAGAGACAAGAUGCGGGGCAGCAGAUGAUGUGUUUUCCAGUUCCAGGAAGGAUAUUUCGGCUUAUGGGGUAAAAAACCAAAAAAAGGAGAAAAAAAAGACUGCCAUUCAUGGUUAGAUAUUAUACGUUGAGUGUGUCACCUCAGUUAAAUAGUGCUGUUGUAACUUUUCCAACUCUGCUGAACUGAGGUACCUACAAUAUUUGGUUAUUGUCAUGAACAGUGUUCCAAAUAUUAUCUGUUUGCAUCCAAAGGACCUGCAGUACUUUGCAGCACCAGCUAGCCAGGUAGGAAAAACAGUACAUUUCUUUCUGACUCAGGAAAAAAAUAAUUAACCUUCAAAUCUGUCCAAAUCUGAACGGAAAAGAAAAGAAAAACAAGUCUUGGAUUAUGGCUUUUCAUUUCUCCAUUGUGGUAUUUUUUUUUAUAUAUCAAAUGUAUGUUUUUUGAUGUUCAAGGUUUUCAGUCCUGUUAGAUUUGUAUUGCCUUGUUAAAUGUUCUUAUAAUCAUAGUCUUAUGUGACCGACCCCACCCUCUCCUCCUUAUAGUUUCUUCUUUUUUGUUUUUCUGCUCUAAUGAAAGCCAGCUGUGGCUCCCGGAGGCACCGUGCCCUCUGUGAACAACAGCAGCCACAUCCAUCCCUUUAGCUCCAUGAUAAUAGCAAGAGACGGCUGCUAGCAGAUUGUUUGGUUUUUAGUGUGAGUAUUUGUAUUUGUUUCUUGUACAAGGUGAACAUAUAGUAUACAGUGCAGCUGGAAACAAUAAAUAAAACUUGCUGUUCUGAUUGAU